Messenger RNA from Oryctolagus cuniculus (rabbit), 2210 nucleotides. The record is from RefSeq and is a predicted model, not a curated record. Lineage: Eukaryota; Metazoa; Chordata; Mammalia; Lagomorpha; Leporidae.
UGGGGAGGUCAGUUUCCAAGGUUGAUAGUGACCGGCUGGAACAGCUUCAUAAACUUGAGGUUUAGUUGGGAUCAGUCAUCUGGUUCUUGCCAGGAGUGAAGGGAAGCUCACUUCCAGGACCUGAAACCUACACGUGGGGGAUCCCAGACACUGAGAGCCAGAAGGGAUUGCUGGGUCUGCAUGGAAGCAGGGCAGAGAAGAGUUACCUGGGUAAGGCUUGGACUGAGAGACAGGCACUGGUGUUGACAGAGGACAGGCCACCGGGUGACACUGUUCUCCACCUGCCCACCAUCUGAGAUGCUUGGUUCCUGACUUGGUUCUCAUCAAGCUCAAUCAGACAAGUCAACGCAAUGGAGAACGGAAAUGAGACAUUAAUGGCAGAUUUUAUUCUCUUGGGACUCUUCCCCCAAAUGAAAUAUGUCAGUGUCCUCAUCCACAUUAUCAUCUUGAUUUACCUGGCUUCAUUCGCUGGGAACCUCAUCCUGCUCCUCCUGAUAUGGAUGGACCUGAAGCUCCAUACCCCAAUGUACUUUCUCCUCAGCCAGCUUUCUGUUGUAGACCAGGCCCUCAUUAGCACCACUGUUCCAAAGAUGGCAAUAAACUUUUUCUCUGGAAGGAAGAACAUCACACGUCUUGCUUGUGGAACCCAGUUAUUUUUCUUCUUUGCUCUUGGGGGUGCUGAGUGCAUCUUGUUGACUUUCAUGGCCUAUGACCGUUACGUAGCUGUCUGUAACCCCCUGAGAUAUGCAGUAUUUAUGAACCAUGCAGUCUGUUUACAAAUGGCUGUGGUGUCCUGGAUAGGGGGAAUUCUAGCUUUCACAGCUCAUACUUCUUACACCAUGAGUCUGCCAACGUGUGGCUCCAGAGAGAUCCACCAUUUCUACUGUGAGAUGCCAGGGAUCAUGAAGAUCUCAUGCGCAGACACUUCCACCUAUGAACUGGUGGUCUUUGUGAUGGGCAUUGCAUUUCUAGUUAUCCCCUUUGGACUCAUUAUGUCUUCUUACACCCUCGUCUUCCUCAGUGUCCUUCGUAUGAAAUCCCCCCAAGGUAGGAACAAGGCCUUGGCUACGUGCUCCUCCAAUCUUCUAGUGGUGAGUCUUUACUUAGGACCGUGUGUUUUCAUGUCUAUGACACCGGGUUCAUCCCACACCCCUGAGCAGGAGCAGGCUGUAUCUGUAUUCUGCACUGUCCUCACACCCAUGCUAAACCCCCUUAUCUACAGCCUGAGGAACAAGGAUGUGGUAGGGGCUUUUCAGAGAGUUGUGGGGAAACAUUUGAUCUCUGAACAGAAGACAUAAGUGCCAAGAAGAUAAACAACUACAUGGAGGACCAAUAGGCAAAACUCCAGGAGCAUCCACAAUCCUAUUUUCUGGCGUGAGGAGCUCUGCUCCAUUCCCUGUGAGAAAAAUCACAUGGUUUAAUUCAAUCAACAAUGUUAAAAAGUUUUUAAUGGACAUUUGUAUUUAAAAAUUUUUGAUCAGAGUUGGCAAACUCAAAAGGCUUCCAUAGCCUUGGUAACCCAUGACAAGAGCCUAGGGUGAUCACUGACACCAUACACAAGAGUGUCAAUUGUUAAGUCAAAAACAGGAGUCACUGCGCACUUACUCCCCAUGUAGGAUCUCUGUCCUGAGCCCAGAGCCCACUGAAACUAGGGAAGCCAGGCUAGGACCUAAAGCCACCCUCUCUGCUGUGGUCUUUGUGCUGCUGAGGUGGACUCAUGGCCUGAUGCUGCUCCUACCCCACUAGUGAUGCUGCAUGAGGUAUCAGAGUGGUCAGCAGGAGCCUCGGUGCUCCACUUGGCACUGAAACUGCUCUAGAGACUCUGUCUUCCGGCACUGGCCUGGGCACAGGGGCCAUUAGGAUCUGCUCACACUGGGUUUUCCUGGCCUGAAUAACAACACAGUCCUGUGGUUCCUUGCUGAUGGCCGCAGGCUGUAGGAGGGGAGGUAGGAGGGCACAUGUGGGGCUCUGUGCAGUCUUGAGGAUACCCAGCAGGCCCAGGUGAGGCCAACAGUGACACAUGCUGAUACAGGUCUACCCUACCUUACCCUACCCGCCUCAUACUGGGGCAAGUCCCGAGACUCCAUACACAAGCACUUGCGCAGAGAUGGGAGCCAUUAGAACCUUCCGUGUUGGGCUUUGCCAGCCGAUGCAAGUUGUGCUAUUUAUGAAAGACUGUAAGAGGUUGAUAAAGGCUUCUGCUUCACUAU